Messenger RNA from Meloidogyne enterolobii, 438 nucleotides. Lineage: Eukaryota; Metazoa; Nematoda; Chromadorea; Rhabditida; Meloidogynidae. The record is from the annotation of a GenBank genome assembly.
AUGACUGAAGACAAACAACUUUUCCUAUUCGGACAUACGCUUCUGGAGAACGAGAUCUUUUGCUUGAAAGAAUGCGCAGAAAAACGAAAUAAAGGCUAUUGCUCUACUUCGCCUGGAUGUACCGUGCUUCGAAAAAUUCCAGCUGAAGAUGUUUUGCAAGUUACUGCUGGGUAUAAUUAUGUUGCCUUUCUGCUAAAGGAUCAUCGAGUCGCUCGUCUUCGUUAUGAAAUUGUUGCCAACACUAUUGAAUCUACCGCCCCAACAGACAAAAAUGAAUCCGGCCCUGGUUCAUCAACUGCUCCAGCUACCACCACUGCUGGUUCCUCUGAUCCAGCGUCAGCUUCUGCAAAUGCUGCUGCAAACGUCGCAAAUCGGACUGCCAAAGGUCGGGUUUUUUGCUUUUUUUUAAUUUUGAAAUUUAUUUUUAGCGAAUUAUGA